Molecule: messenger RNA, 1407 nt
Organism: Prorocentrum cordatum
Lineage: Eukaryota; Dinophyceae; Prorocentrales; Prorocentraceae
Source: the annotation of a GenBank genome assembly
GCGGUCUGGCACCAGCACUUGAAUCUGGGGCUGGUGGCGUUCUCGGAAGGUGACCAUGUCAUCGAUACAGCCGACGGCGACCCGUACAUAGUGACGGUGUCGGACUGCCCGGAUGUGCGGGCGGCCAGGUUCGGCAGCUACGAGUCCCCGCCGCCGGGGAUCGACCCGCAGCAGGUGUACCGGUUCGGAGCAGGGCCGACGGACGCGGGGGUGGCGCAGCUCACCGCCGAGGCAGAGCAGGUGGCACCCGCCGAGUGCCGGAUGCCCGCGCCGGCGGUCGGCAACCCAGAGCUGCUAGUGAACCUGCGGCCCCUGGUCCCGCCGGGCGGCCGCGGGCAGCGGGAGGAGCUCGGUAUCGAGGGGCACCACAAGCGCUUCCGCCAGGUGUGCAAGCUGGGCGUUAGCGACUGGGGCAGUCAGGAGCACGUCCAGCCCUCUCAGCAGAUCAAGAGGGCGACGUACCGGGACCAGGUGGAUGGCACCAACUCGUUCAGCGUUGAGAUGAAGUUCCGGAGGCUCCAGACUACUGAGGCUGCGCACUGGGACAAGGCCAAGGACGCCGAGAGCAAAGGGGCUGGCGGCAAGAUGAGCCGUGAGGAUCAGGCCGCCUUCUCUGGGCUGUCACGCGCGACCUCCACGGUCGUGGUGGCCCCCGACCUCAUCGAGUACGUCCGCGCCGAUGUUGAGAAGGAGGCAACGUUGCACAAGAGUCUGCGCCUGGCCCGCGAGGUCAUGGGCCUGCUCCUACUCAAGACGUCCGCGGUGAACGGCGACGUCGUGCACGUGAUAUCUUUCCUCUGCCGUACCCGAAGGAUCGCGAGGUCUUUGAUCGGGACGUGGGCCGUGGGUUAUUUCGUGGAUUGCGACAGCGGCUGGGUAAGAGCGCUUUUGCAGCUUCGCGUGGCCGGGGGCGCCUACGCAGUCGAGCAGUCGUCCCUCGGGAGCUACGACCCCGCGCUCCUCUCCUUGCCUGACGUCAGCGCGGCUCCCGUCCCGCUGGCGGAUGUGCGGGGGGAGGGCGGGCUAUCCAACGUUGAACUCUUUGUUCAGCAGGGCCUGCUCAGUCCGAGCGAGGCGGCAGCCCGUCUCCGUCAGAGUUCUGUGCCUGUUCCCUACUCCGACCCCAAGCUUCGCGACCAGAACUGCUGGUCCAGUUUUGUCCAGCUUUUGUAUGGGCGCCACCUCAUCGAGUACGCGCUUGAGGAUGGCAUACGAGCAGACAUCUUUUUCGUCAAGAAGAAGGGCGGCCGCCUCCGCAUGGUUGCGGACUGCCGCAGGUCCAACGAGAUCUUCGUGGAGCCCGACGGCGUCAGGCUCGCCGCGGGGGACGCGUUCGGUUGCCUUGAGAUGCUCGACGACGACAGCGAGCUCACCAUCGAGGGCGCGGACCUGAAGGACGCAUUCUAG